GGGAGUCCAGGGGGUCAAUCAGGGCACAGGGAAAAGGGGCAGUUGGAAGGGGUGGAGGUUCUGGGGUGUGUGUCCGGGGAUGAGAAACAGAGGGGGUUUCACAGUAGAAUUCUCGGGAGCAACAGACACUUUUGCCAGAGCUUCCAAAGGUGGCUGGAAAACAGUAGAGAUAGGCCCAAGCUGCAAAAAUCAGAUCCAGGUUUGGAUUUCAACACCACAAAACUCAGGCAUGUUCAGCUUUAGGGGGUUUGUUUAGACCACUACAAAGCUAGGAGUUAUUUGCAAAAUUCAGAUGAAAGCUGGGAUAUGAAUCAUCCCUGGAGUAUUUGGCUCUGGGUGUGUCUUGAAACAGAUUUUGUUAUAUAAGGCUCUGGUUUAGACAUAUGUGUAGAACAGCUUCAAUGGGAUCCCAUAACAGCUUUAUGGUAACCCCUUACACAAGCCAGUUGAGGGCUAAGAGAGUCGAUUAGUUUAAAAGUCUAGUUUAAAAAUAUACAUCAUGGGGGGGAAAUUACUUUCAAAUUUCAACUGCAAUUCAUAACUGUGCUAGAUACUGAAAAUCAUAGACUGAAACAUUGGAAUUAUGGUUUAUUACAAUGAUCUAUAACCCUCUUAAACCGUUCCUCCUCACCCCCAAUUUCCCCCUGAUUAUGGAGAUUUAUUAAUAAGCCACUUCACUUUGAAUGAUCCCUUGAAAUAUGUGUUAACUACUUUUGCUAAAUAAUUCUUCCACCUCCUCUUUAGCUGUGACAUUACAUUUCCCAGACCUGAAGAAGAACUCUGUGUAAGCUCAAAAGCACAUCUCUGUCACCAACAGAAGUUGAUCCAAUAAAAGAUCUUACUUCUCCCACUUUGUGUCUCUAAAUUCAGCUGACACAUCCAUGAAAGAUGGACAAGAACGGUUUGAAAAUGCACUGCGGUAUACACAGGAGUCUCUCUUACUAUCGUGCUUUAGUCAAAUCCUUCACAGAGAGAAGUUAUUUGUGUCUUUGUCAGAGAGAACAUAGAGCCAAAUUUACAUAAGUGGGCACAGCCAAGUCAAUGGAAGUUACACAAGGGUUGGAUUUGACCUAUGGCCUUGAAACUAAUGAGCCAGGUCCCAUACCAGGCAUACUGCAGAUUAUUUGGAGUGGGUGUUGGAGACAACCAAUGAGAGCAAUUGGGGAGAGCAUGACUAGAAUGUUAUGUUUUUCAUAAUAGCUGUUCUCACCAGUAGGAUUGGGGUGGAGUUUGCUGAGAAAGCACAGAAAUAAAUGCUGAAACACAGCAUUGGGAGAGUGCACACAGCUUGGAGAAAGGAACGGGAACAUAACAGCUAGAGGGGGAGAAGGACAAUAGGGCAUAGACUUCAAAAUCUCAAGAGAGAUGAUCAAGUCCUUCAAACAGACAUUUUUGUCACUGGAGCUGCAGUCACCCAGGUGGAACUCAGCAGAGAUCGCGGUGCAAGAUUAUGAGCUGCGUCACUAUGAGAUGGCAAAAUGGGCUAGCACAGUAAUUAAAGGAGAGACACAAAAGGAGGCACUGCACCAGGGCUUCUGGAAACUCUUCUACUACAUUCAGGGGAAGAAUGAGAAAGAGGUGAAGAUUGAGAUGACUGUGCCAGUGACGUGCCUGGUGAAAUCGGGUUGCCCAGACUUCAAGGUCUCAUUCUUUGUGCCAUUCGAGCAUCAAGACUCCCCGCCACAGCCCACAGAUCCAGAUGUCUUCAUCGAGGAGCGGAAGGGAGAGGCCAUCUUUGUCAGGUCCUUUGGUGGGUUUGCCUCUCCAGAGAAGUAUGCUGAGGAAGCCCAGGCACUGGCCAGAAUCCUAAAGAAUGUGGGUCAGUCAUUCCAUGAAGACUUCUAUUAUACUGCUGGCUAUGACAGUCCCUUCAAGCUCUUCAAUAGGCACAAUGAAGUGUGGUAUUUCAAGAAGUAAUACGGGAGCAUUGGAUGAAGACAGACCUUGCUUGUGCCUUUGGCUUCCAUGACUUUGGAUGUACUGAAGAGAAACUUUACUCAUAUAGACUUUUGUGUAUGUGCUAGCCAGUGUGCAGAGGCCUCCCCGUUCCAUUUUACCUAAACUAUAGAUCAGACACUGGCUUCAAAAACCUGUGUCCCAAAUUUCUGUGCUCCUUAACAAAUCUUCAAGUACAAAAUGCAGAAGGCUGCCUCUGUUUUGAUCAAUUUUAGAGUCUGUUCAGACCUGCUGCUCUCUCAGGAGUAGCAAGUGUGACUCCAAAUCCAUUAAACACAGAGAACAGCCAUGAUGUGAAAGUGUACAAAGUGAUUUAGGAGCUUCUGAAAAAGGUAGAAAAAGUCCUCUAAAAGCUGCUGCUCCAACUGCUAUAAUGUGGGAAGGCAAGGCUAUGGUGGUGGACAAAGGCUAGUGCCUUGUCAAUAAGGUGUGAUGCCACUUUCUUCCAAGUGUAGUCACUGUUAUGGAUGCCUGUUUCUACCAACCAAGGCUUGUUUUAUCCUGUCCUCAGCAGUGGGGCAUCUAUUUUUGGAGCUGUCCAACAGCAGUUGUUAAACCCUGUUAUUUUCAGAGCAGUGACCCAGGCAGGUGGAUGCACAUUGGAGGAAGUGACUGGUGGUUGGAAGCUACUGGUGCUAGCAUUAAAUGUACCAGCUUGUACCACUUGUUACCUUUCAGGCUGAAGAUGAUUAACCCUAUUUGCACUUAUUAUAAAACAGGUGUUCAAUACCAUACUUUCAGUGUAAAUGAAUCACUCUAGAUGAGGAACUACUGAGAUUUUACAGGUGCCAAAUCUUUCAUUUACACACUAGCCUCUUAAUGACUUUUUCUCUUUAUAAAAUAGUAUGGUGUGGACCUUUUGAAUGUUAUCAGCUGCUGUAUUUUAAUAGUAAGGAUGGCUUUUGUAGAGCGACUUAACCUGUGCAAUUAUAUUUAGAAGCAACAAAUAAUUAAAUGCCUUUUGAUCCUGGGCUGUUUUAUAUGUGAACAGGUGCUGUCAGAAACCACCAGAGGCCAGGGGUGCUGGAAUAAUUUUUAUAGUGGGGGUGGUGAGAGACAGUGAACCAAACAGUAAAUCGCCUGUGGGAUGGAAACCACUUCAAGUAAGGGGCUGUGAAAGCACCAAUGCCUGGCAAAGAUCUAUUGAAGAUAUGCUGCAUCUCUGCCAGGGCUUGUUGUAAAGCUUCACUCUUGAGGACUGUCAAUUUGCAGCAGCCAGGGGGCCUUAGCUAGAGACUUGAUCAAUAUUAUAGUAGCAGCUGAAUCUGCAAAUCAGGGCUCUAUUGUGCUAGGUAUUGUACAGAGGUCUAUGCCAAGGAGUGCUUCAACCAAAUCAAUUUGUCCACAUUAAUCAGUUCAAUUUUGCUUUAGGCCAUAGACAUUCUUAACUCAAUUCAGAUCCACUGCUUUUUCUCACUAAGGGUGGGAUGUGAAUAGCGGUACCAACUUCUCUGCUAAUCACCUCAGGUUCACUGCUAUGCCUCUCUAUCCCUGUAAUAGCAGUGCUAGUGAGGACACCAGCAGCAUAUACAUUUACCAAUUGCAGCACACAGCUGGAAGCUUGAUGUGGAAUGUAACUUUUAAAAAGGUACCCAAAUAGUACAUAUACUCAGGGGUGGCUCCAGGCACCAGCACGCCAAGCGCGUGCCUGGGGCGGCAAGCCACCGGGUGGGCACUCUGCCGGUGGCUGGCAUGCCAGCGGAGGGUCUGCUGGUCCUGUGGCUUCAGCGGACCUCCUGCCGAAUCCAGGGGAUGGGGACCUCCAGCAAGCCGCCAAAGGCAGCCUGCCGUGCUUGGGGUGGCAGAAUACCUAGAGCUGCCCCUGCAUAUGCUGCUACUGAAGUGAGUCAAGCAUAUCUGUACUUUACCCCCACACAUCCACCAAAAGCAUGCACCUGAAGUUCUUUAGCCACAGUUAGGUUACACUCAAAUGAAACACCACAGGAGUUCAGCACAAAGCCACCAGCUCACUGCUUUGAGAGCAUAAGAGCCUCUGUGGCAGAAAACUGAACUAGGCCAGGCAGUAAACUCAUGUUCAGCUAUUCAGAGUCCAGUUAGAUGAGAAGGGUAUUUCAACUCAGUGGUUCUAGGACUAUUCCUUGAGUCUUAGCAACUUUAGGGCAGGAGCUAAGUGUUUAAAGCUUAAGCCUAUUUCCUUUUCAGUCUUUUUCUUUCUGUACUCCAAGUGCUGUACUAAAUUGUAUGGAAAUGUAAAUAACCUAUCAGUUCCAGACUGACAGAGAGUCUACAGGGUUAGAUCUAAAGAGUUUUAAGUUCAGGGUACAUUCUAUUUUAAGGAAAACCCACACUGAGACCUAUUUCACAUUAGAGUGUCAAAUUUAGCUGUGUUAGGUGGAUUUAAAAAUGAAUGCAUCCACAUAGCAAACCCCAUUCUGUUGACCUAAAGGACUCUGAAAAUUGACUUCUGUACUCCUCCCCAGCAAGGGGAGUAUCGCUAAAAUAACUUUACUGGGUUGAACGGUAUUGGCCUUCAGGAGCUAUUCCAUAUUGUUCCUUCGUGACUACUCUAGAGAGCACUUUGAACUCCAAUGCACUAGCCAGGUACACAGGAAAAGCCCCAGGAACUUAAUUUCAUUUCCUGUUUUGUCACCAUGGCAAACUCAGCAGCACAGGUGACCAUGCAGUCCCCCCAGAAUCAGAGUGUAGAAUAUUUCUACGCUCCCAUCAUCUGUCCCUAAUGUUAUCAGAUUAGAAGGCAAAGACACACACACACACCCACUCACUAAGACAGGGGUCAGCAACCUUUCAGAAAUGCUGUGCCCAUUCAUUUAUUAACUGAUUUAAUGUUGUGAGGGAACAUAACCACCCCCCCCCAUCUCAUUGGAUUGAGCUUUGCAACUGUUUAUAUGGGAUCUUGUCUUGCCACCAAAGCCUUUUGGGAGGUUGCUGUCACUGGUCAGAUGUUGUAUCAGGGCCCUGAUUGAAAUAGUAAUCUGUCAGUCCCUCUGCAGAGCCCUGCCAUUAAUAUAAGCAUCUGUGAUUUUAAUAUAUAAUAUUGUAACAAUUAUAUGCUUUUACCUUUAUUAGUUUACACGCCCAUGCGAGCUAAAUAAAAGCCAUGGUUUUAGUUCUCAAAGAAAACUUGUUUAUCUGCAUACUGUGGCAUUGGGUGUGGAUAAACUAGAUUGAGAAAGUGGGGUAUGAAACACUAACAAAAGAGGAACUAGGAGGGGGACAAGGGGUCACUUGAGUGCCAGCUGCUUUAAGCAAAAUUAGUAUAAUUAUUGCUUGCUUACAGUAACUGCAAGGUGGAGUUACAAAAUGACCAGCUCACCCACUGCCGAAACGCAUAAGUGUGGAAAUGGCUUGCUCAGUUAUAGAAUUACUAUCUCACCCACUGCCAAAAUUCAUGAUAGGUGUUGAAAUAGCUUGCUCAAUUAUAUUUUAUGCUAAAGUAAAACAUUAGUUUUAACAUACUGUGUUAAGCAAUAUAGCCCAAAUAUAAAUUGUGACAUUUUGCAGUUUUAACCUUUAUAAGCUUGGUGAAAAUUGUAAAGGGCAGAGCAGCCUACCCCUUGCAUGGGGUUAUGCUGUC
Gopherus evgoodei (Goodes thornscrub tortoise) is the source of this 5512-nucleotide messenger RNA. Its product is annotated as heme-binding protein 2-like. The coding region runs from base 1366 to 1917 and encodes 183 amino acids. The transcript has 5 exons. Lineage: Eukaryota; Metazoa; Chordata; Testudines; Testudinidae. Gene Ontology annotation, cellular component: cytoplasm. The record is from RefSeq and is a predicted model, not a curated record.